UGCCGUCACAGAGGACAGACCAUUGACCAGCUUACGAGACCUAGCUAUAAUGACAUCCCCGGGCAACAUGUUACCUGAAAAACAGUUCCAGUGCACCAUCUGUCAGCAGGUGUUCACCGACCCGGUCACCACUCCCUGCGGACACAACUUCUGCCAGGCCUGCAUCCAGAGUGUGUGGGACAGCAGUGAUGUCUGCCAGUGCCCCACCUGUAACAAAUCAUUCUCCCCUCGGCCUGAAAUAAACAUCAACACUGCCUUCAAAGAGCUGGCGGACACAUUUAGAAAGAUGAUCGUGUGCGCGUCGGCUUUGCCGCUGUCCGCGGCCCAGCCAGGUGAGGUGGUGUGUGAUGUCUGUGCCACCACCUCCCUGCAGGUGAAGGCCCUGAAGUCCUGUCUGGUGUGUCUGACGUCGUACUGUGAUGCCCACCUGGAGCCUCACCAGAGAGUCUCCGCCUUGAAGCUGCACAAGCUGAUCGAGCCGGUGAAGAACCUGCAGGAGAGGAUGUGUAAGAAGCACGAGAGGCUGCUGGAGAUGUUCUGCAGGGACGAACAGAAGUGUGUGUGCCAGUUCUGCACAGAGACCGAGCACAAAGAUCACCAGGCUGUUACGAUAGAGGAGGAGAGUGGGGAGAGGAAGGUCCAAAUGAAGAAGACUGAGGCUGAUUUUCAGCAGAUGAUCCAGGAGCGACUGAAGAAAGUAGAGGAGGUCAAAAGCUGUCUGAAGCUCAGCACAGUGAGCGCAGAGAAGGAGAUGAAGGAGAGCGACCGUCUCUUUACGUCUCUGAUUCGCUCCAUCGAGGAGAGACGAGCCGAAGUCCACACGGAGAUCAAGGAGAAGCAGAAAGCGGCGGAGCAGAGGGCGGAGGAGCUGACCAACGAGCUGCAGCAGGAAAUCACUGAGCUGCAGAGGAGAAACACUGAGCUGGAGGAGCUGAGGAGCAGUGAGGACCACCUGCACCUCUUACAGAGGGUGCCCUCUCUUACGUCACCCCCACCCACCAGAGAGUGGAAGGAGAUCAGUGUCCACCCUGAACUCUGUGUGGGGACUGUGAGUAGAGCGCUUUCUAAAAUGGACCACACCCUGAAGAAUGAGCUGGACGGCCUGAAGAAAGGAGAAAUGAAGAGGAUGCAAAAAUAUGCAGUUGACGUGGUACUAGACCCAGACACCGCCCAUCCAAACAUCGUCCUAUCAGCUGACGGGAAGCAGGCGGGCCGCGGUGAGCUGCUGCACCUCGUUCCUGACAACCCCCAACGCUUUGACCCCGUCAUCUGCGUUAUCGGCAAGAAAGGCUUCCUGUCCGGGAGGUUCUACUUCCAGGUUGCAGUGGGGACAAAGACCUUCUGGGACAUGGGCGUGGUCAAAGAGUCUGUCAACAGGAAGGGGAUGAUCACCUCCAAGCCAGAGAAUGGCUACUGGACGGUGCGGCUGAGGAACGGUGAUGAGUAUCGAGCUCUGGACUCACCCUCGGUCCUUCUUUCUCUCAAGGAGAAGCCACAGACUGUCGGGGUGUUUACGGAUUACGAGGAGAGGACGGUGUCGUUCUUUAAUGUGGAAAGCAGGUCUCACAUCUACACCUUUACUGGGUGUUUGUUCACUGAGAGGAUCUUCCCCUUCUUCAGCCCUGGUGUUUGUGAUGAAGGGAAGAACACAGCGCCAAUGGUCAUCACAGCUGUCAAUCAUGAGCCUUAGACUUGACGAUGACUCUUAGGGGAUAUUUUGAUUUACAGAACUAAUUCAGUAUUUUAUAGUUAAGUCUUGUUUUCUCUUUAGAUUUUGAAGAUUUUGUCCCACAGUCUCAAUACAAGACAAUAGAGCCUUUAAACUUUUAGCCUUGGUAUGAAAACUUUUACUGCUGCUUGAGAUGUCUGUUCAAACUUCUGCCUGAGGUAUUUUACUACAAAAAUACUACAUUUUAAACAAUUUGCAUUUUCUUUCCAACCAAUAAUGCCUUUUGAAAUAUGCUCAACAUCAUGAUGUGCAGUCGCUUUAAUCUUAAUAUAAUAUGUAGGGUUAUUUGCAUUAUUAUGCAUUGUUCAAUGAGGGGCUGCUGGGGUAAAUGGGUAAAUGUUG
Seriola dumerili (greater amberjack) is the source of this 2071-nucleotide messenger RNA. Its product is annotated as E3 ubiquitin-protein ligase TRIM39-like. The transcript is spliced from 8 exons. NCBI's taxonomy places the organism in Eukaryota, Metazoa, Chordata, Actinopteri, Carangiformes, Carangidae. Bases 50 to 1690 code for a protein of 546 amino acids. Gene Ontology annotation, molecular function: protein binding; zinc ion binding. The record is from RefSeq and is a predicted model, not a curated record.